AUGGGGCACAGCGACGUCCCCGCCGCGCUGAAGAAACCCAAACUCGACCCCGGCUCGGGCAUUCUCAGUCUGAAAGACGGCGUAUUCACGACGACCCAGGCCUCGUACCCUCUCAAACUGCUCAGCCCACACGCCGUCGGCGUGCGCCUAGCCUACAUGAUCGCGUACGGCGGCGGCCUCGUGGCGGGGGACCACAUCCACCUCGACGUGGACGUGGACGGCGUGCUCGUGCUCCUGACACAAGGCUCGACGAAAGUGUUCCGGCACCAGCCCGGGAUCCGGCGGCCUCAAAGUCAUUUGCUGCAUUCGAUCCACCACUCCCCCGAGACGGUGGGGAAGCUGGAGGGGGACGAGGCGCGCCCGCUGAACACUUACACUGGGGGCCGGUAUCCUGCCGAUUUGAGGGUUGACGAGCCCGAGGCCCCGACGAGUCGCCAACGCAUGCUCGUCAAAGUCGCCCCGGGGUCGACCGUCUUCCUCCUCCCCGACUCCAUCUCCCCCUUCAAGGACUCGCGCUACAUCCAGUCCCAGCGCUUCGUCCUCUCCCCCGGCGCAUCCUGUCUCGUGCUAGACUGGGUCAACUCGGGCCGAGGGCGCUUCGAGCCCGCCCCCGUCCUGAAGGACAAGAUCCACGUCAAGGACUACGUCCACGUGCCGACUGAGGCGGACGAGUGGUGGGCCAUGGACUACUAUGCGUCCAUUAACGAGGUCGUCAUUGGCGACAAGGUCGUGGCGAGGGAGAGGAUGGUGCUCCAGGACCAGCCCGGCAAUUCUAUCAAAGACCGCCUGCUGCCUUAUCACGUCUACGCGACCGUGCUCGUGUAUGGCCCCACGAUGGCCAAGACGAGAAAGCUCCUCGACGCGAUUGCGGAUAACGAGAGCCAGUUUCAGAUCCCCCGUCCCCCCGGGUUGAUCUGGAGCUGGAGCGUGCUCGAUGAACAUGGGGGUAUCAUUCGUCUUGCCGCCGUGCACGUCGAGGAUAUCUGCGACUGGCUCCGGAGCGUGCUCACUCAGGGCGGCAUGGCCGACGUCGUGGGCGAGGGACUGUGGCCCCGCUGUCUCUGA
This is a messenger RNA of Trichosporon asahii var. asahii CBS 2479, 1065 nucleotides long. RefSeq lists its product as uncharacterized. NCBI's taxonomy places the organism in Eukaryota, Fungi, Basidiomycota, Tremellomycetes, Trichosporonales, Trichosporonaceae. The record is from RefSeq and is a predicted model, not a curated record. Bases 1 to 1065 code for a protein of 354 amino acids. The transcript has a single exon. Gene Ontology annotation, molecular function: nickel cation binding.